AUGUAUCCAACCGCACCAAGCAUGCGCGCCCAACAUCCGCCAUAUCCCUAUAUCCAGACUAAUGUCGCCUCGCGACCACGUCAUGCCGAUGUUCCCGCUUCAGUUGCAACCCUACUCGAGACGACAAAAGAGCUACAAGAGAUGCUACGCCGAUGGAGUCUACAGCAAGUCUCCGAUGAGCAAGUUAGCGACGUCUACGUGACGCUGGGUAACCAAUUCAACGCAACCGUCACCGCUUUCCAAUACUACGAUAUCGACCUCAGUGACCUCUACGCUACCCCGACUCAACUCCGGACAGUGCUAGAAGACUGCUUGAGCAAUGACGCAUCUCCCGAAGUCUUCGCUAAGUAUCGUCCACGCGUGCUCCGUAUAAUCAAGGAACUCCUUCAAGGUUUGCGCAGCAAGCAACCUGCGUACUGGCACGCAGUCGGGCACAGUCCUCCGAUUUCACCGCCUUUCUCGCCGUACACCUCGUAA
This is a messenger RNA of Peniophora sp. CBMAI 1063, 477 nucleotides long. NCBI's taxonomy places the organism in Eukaryota, Fungi, Basidiomycota, Agaricomycetes, Russulales, Peniophoraceae. The record is from the annotation of a GenBank genome assembly.